Molecule: messenger RNA, 1989 nt
Organism: Galendromus occidentalis (western predatory mite)
Lineage: Eukaryota; Metazoa; Arthropoda; Arachnida; Mesostigmata; Phytoseiidae
Product: solute carrier family 40 member 1
Exons: 11
Coding region: 1-1989 (662 amino acids)
Biological process (GO): iron ion transmembrane transport
Cellular component (GO): membrane
Molecular function (GO): iron ion transmembrane transporter activity
Source: RefSeq, a predicted model, not a curated record
AUGCCGCGUUACACGAAGACCAGUUUCCGGGAAGUGGAUGACGAUGGCCCAAGCUCCGGUGGCACACUGCGGAGGAACCGAAGUCUCGACAAACAUCCGCGGGGCAGGAGGAUCGACAAAGAGAACCGGAGAGCUCGGCGAGCGGAUGCUAGGGGAGAUUGUGAAGGAGGUAGUAAGCCACGGUGGCGAAACACAACGAAGCUCUACCUCAGUCGUGCUUUGUCUUCAUGGGGUGAUAACAUGUGGUCGUUCGCGGUGGGACUCUUUUAUAUUAAACUGUACCCGGACUCAUUGAGGCUAGCCGCCAUCUACGGCUUCAGUGCUUCAGUCGCAAUCAUUUUGUUCGGUGCACCUAUAGGCCGUUGGGUAGACAAGACGGCAAGACUGAAAGCGGCAAAGAUGUCUUUAGGUUUCCAGAACGCGACCGUGGUUCUGUGUGCGACGUUCCUCUGCAUGGUAAUGAUGUUCGAGACUCAACUGAAGACGAAUAUCCAUGACGCUUGGAUCGAGAUCGCCGGCCAAGGCCUGGUGGUAGCUAUGGCGGUUUUGAGUCGUCUCGGGUCCCUCGCGAAUAUCAUAUGCGUGGAGAAAGAUUGGCUGAUCGUCUUGGCGCACGGCAGCCGUGAGAAGCUCGCGGUCAUGAACGCAAUGGUCCGUCGAAUCGACAUGGUGUCGAAGCUCCUGGCCCCUUUAUUCGUCGGCCAAAUCAUGGCAAGGUCUCUCGCCCUGGGAGCUGUAUUCCUCGCGGCAUGGAAUCUCGUUAGCGUAUACCUCGAGUAUCGACUCCUGUUAGACCUCUAUGUGAACGUGCCCGUGCUCGCCAUGAAGACAAGCUCAUUACCCGUUCGUGUUUCUCUCGUAGAUGAGAACAUGCGACCCUGUCAACGAAUCCGCUACAAAAUUCGAGAUUAUCUCGGCGGCUGGAUCCGUUUCCUCCAGCACCCGGUGUGCUUCGCCGGAUUGGGCUUGGCCUUGACAUUCAUGACAGUCCUGAUGUUCGACAGCAUUACAGUCGGGUAUAUCUACAAACAAGGGAUCUCCGAAGCGGCCGUUGGUAUCGUCUCAGCAGGGACUGGAUUCGUGGGAGUAUGUGGAACUCUUGCCUAUCCCUGGUUGCGAAGGCGAAUAGGAUUAGAGCGAACAGGACUCUUCGGAUUCGUUCUAUUGGUGUCCUGUAUAACACUCUGCGUCGCCUCCGUGUUCGUCGAAGGAAGUCCCUUCGAUCCCAUGCUGACCAGACUCUUCGGGGACGCUGUAUACAACUUCACCCGAACCUUAGGAUUCGAUAUCCGGAGAGAGAUUGACAUCACGGGAAAUCUCAACAACGCCACGAUGUACUUCGUCAACGAUACGCUGCUCGAAGAUCCCCCGCACGAUUUAUCGCUCGGGGCGAAUCGUUCGGUCGUCAUGCUCGUGGCGGGGAUGUGUCUCGCGAGAUUCGGAUUGUGGAUCGCGGAUUUGGCCGUCAAUCAGCUGCUCCAAGAAUUAGUCGAUGAUGGGGAACGCGGCUGUAUCAACGGUGUUCAGUAUUCGAUCAAUGUAUCGAUGGAUCUCCUGAAAUUCGUCAUGGUCAUAUUCAUCCCGUGGUUCGAUACGUUCGGAUUGCUGAUCAUCAUCUCGUUUCUAUUCUCCUGCGCGGGGACCGCAUGCUAUGCAGAGUUCUGUCGACGUCAGGAAGGGGGCGGGAGGUCGCUCUUCUGCUACUUCUGCCUGAACUGCUGUUCCCGACCAUUGUCUGAUCAGGAGGACAUCGGGACUCCGGUCACGGAAAUCGUCGACAUGGCUCACGUCGACGAACUAUUCAGCUCUGUGCAAGUGGUAUUGGACAGCUCGAAUCCGGAGAUAAUAUUUCCCGACGACGGAGAAUGUUCCAGCAUUGACUCUGAGGAAAACGACUUCAGCCUGACGAAUCUGUUGAGUUCGAUGCCGAUCUUACCGCGACUGAGCGUCGCCUCAAGCCACGAAGGCGUUCGAUUGCUGCAACAUUGA